AUGAGACCGACCUUUCUCGUUCGUUAUCCGACGGUAGCCCAACUAGUUCAGGAUUUCGAGGAAUCCCACCUCCAAGUAAUUCAAGACGCUACGGAUGAGAAAUUCGCGGUCAAAGACGCGAUACGCGACGAGUUUGAUAAAAUGCGUUUCGCGGUAAUAGGGCGGUACGAAAGCUUCGUUCCCGCGCCGGGGACCGCAGCGUCCUCCCGGAAUGCGCCGCCAGCGCAUCACUCAGCGAUCAAAUUACCGAAGAUCGCCUUCCCUCAAUUCACGGGUGAUCUUGCCCUAUGGCCGUCUUUCAUCGCUCUAUUCGACUCGGCGAUACACGAGAAUCCUGGAGUUUCCGCUAUCGAGAAGUUUCAAUACUUGUUGGCCUCGUUAUCGGGAGAGGCUCUGGGCGUCGUGAAGAAUCUGCCCUUGACCGCGGAGAAUUACGUGAUCGCGCACGAUGCGCUUCGAGAGCGUUAUCAGAACAAACGGAAGUUAGCCACGCAGUACUGGCGGUCAUUCGUGCACGCCAACCCCUUGGUCGCGGAUUCCGCCGAAUCCCUCCGCGCGUUAUUGGAUGUGUUUACCGAGAACACGCGUGCCCUGAGUAUGCUGGAUUAUCCUGUGGAGUCGUGGGAUUUUAUGCUGCUUAAUCAUUUAUUAGAAAAACUCACUCCUACGCUACGGGAGAAAUUCGAAGCGGCCCACAUGACCGUGGAAUCGCCGCGGUACGAUCAAUUAAUAAAAUUUCUAACAGGAUACUGUACGGUUCUCGCGUCGGCGUCGAACACUUUAGCACAGUCGAGUAAAGCAACAUCUCAGGCGUCAAAGAAGGCCGCGUAG
Molecule: messenger RNA, 831 nt
Organism: Temnothorax curvispinosus
Lineage: Eukaryota; Metazoa; Arthropoda; Insecta; Hymenoptera; Formicidae
Exons: 1
Coding region: 1-831 (276 amino acids)
Source: RefSeq, a predicted model, not a curated record